Molecule: messenger RNA, 3349 nt
Organism: Archocentrus centrarchus (flier cichlid)
Lineage: Eukaryota; Metazoa; Chordata; Actinopteri; Cichliformes; Cichlidae
Gene: cdcp1a
Product: CUB domain containing protein 1a
Exons: 9
Coding region: 202-2574 (790 amino acids)
Source: RefSeq, a predicted model, not a curated record
CUCCCCGCUGACUCACUUUAACAUUAAGAAGUGGUUGACUUGGUGUGUCAACAGCUACUCGCAGAGCUUCGCAUAACCCAGAGGAAAAUGUGGCGUAAGGCGGUCCCGGCUCCACACAAGAAGCGAUGAAAUGACUCCGCUGAUAUUUAUUCUACUUUUUUCUGUCAGGAUUAAAGCUUCAGAGCUUCCCGGUAGAGCAGCAUGUCCUUAUCAGCGGCCACAGUCCCUCUGCUGAUUUUACUUCUCAUAUCCAUCGUCUCCACCGUAUCAGGGGCCCAGAGGUUGACUUUUACUCCCGAAGAUGGCACGACCAUAAACAUCCGAGGUAAUCAGGUCAAAGGUUGCAAAGUGUGUACGGGAUCAGGACAGGCAAGAAAAUGCAAUACAUCUCUGAAUUCAUUAAAAGGACACACUGUGUCAGUGGAGUUUGAAUGCUCCCGGCCUGAAGAUGUAUUCAGUAUAUCAUUUGUGCGACAUAUAGAAUGCACCACGAAGUCGUGCAGUGGCCACAUCGUCCAGGCUGACUCCAGCUCAGUUAAUCUGCUGCGUUUUAACCGCACGUUUACCUGGAAACUAAAGGCCUCGGAACCGAAAGCUUUCAAAAUAGAUUUCACCAAGACGGGUCUUAAACAGAUCAGUCCAUCUGGGAAAUGUCCAGACAGACACACCUACACCCUCCAGGCUUUCGCCGGCAAUGUGACUGUGGGGAAAUACUGCAGAAUCGGCACCAUCAGCAGUGUUCAGAUACUGAAACAGGGCAGCUUUUCUGUGGAUGUCCCAGCAGGGCAGAAGCUGCAAAAUGACAAGUUUAAUGUGACUGUGGGGGACGAAAUCAAGUCCUUUGCCCAAAUUUCUCUGACAUUACCAAAAGGGACCUCAUCCUCAGAGCUGCUCUCACCCAACUACCCAGAGAGUUUUCCUGAUGACAACCUCAUGGAGUGGCACUUUCAGGUCCCAGACAAACACAGGGCUGCUGUUCAGUUUCUAAACCUCACGCAGACAGAUUGUGUAAAGAAGGAAGCAGCAGUGGAGUACCGCCGUAACGGCAGAGAGGCAUCAGUUCUGAGACUGAUGGACACCCAGCCGCCCCAGAACCAGGGAGACUUUCUGCUCACACUGAGAAACUGCAAAAUGGGCAAACUUGCUGGUACUCCUGGGCUCUCCUUCAACCUCGAGGUGUCUGCUUACAGGCCAGAUUCAACAGUGUGUAAAGUGGAUGUCAGCAGAAUGGAGGGGCUAUCUCUGCACAUUUCUAAGCUGAGACCGACCCCUGACUGCGUGAUGAAAAUGAACUCGUUGGAGAAAGAGGACAUCACAGUCACAUCAAGCGCUAAUCUGUCUUUUGAGGGCUGCUUACCUGACGACUUGCAAAUCACAGCCACCCAAGUCAUAGAUUGUAGUCUUCUUAAAUGCCCAACAGCUCCAGUCCAACUGUUGGUGCCUCUGCUGCCAUCCUGCCUCCCCACCCCUCUGAGCCGCGUGAUGUGGACUCUCCGUCCUAAUCAGCACGGCACCGUAAAGCUGACCUCUCCUACUGGGCCCCUCAAACAGUCCCUACCUGGACAACUAUGCAAUGACAGUGUCCGUAUUGAAGUGGCAGAAGAGAAGGGAACUACUAUUGGAAGCUUCUGCCCUGAUGGAGCCAUACAGACAGUCCACAUCCACACAAGUGUAUCUAUCACAUGGCGGUCCAGCAUGGAUGCUAAUGCACUAAGAAUGUAUUACAAGCAUGUGUUGAAUGCCAGUUUUGAAAAGGAGAUUGCAGAAAGAUACAUAUUCACCGUUUCUCCAAAAAGAGACACCCCAGCGCUUGUGGCUACUCCACGUUGGCCAGCGGGAAUGAAGUCCUACUCCACCGUCUCCUGGAUUGUCUCAGUUCCUCCAAUGAUGGAUGCACAUCUGACAUUUACCAACCUCACCCAACCGAAGUGCAGCAACCGCCACACCAACAUCAGGGUGCAGAGAGUGGGCAGCCUCGAGGAAGACUAUAGCCGCAGGGAGGAUGAGAAGGCAGAGAGUGAGCUCACUGUCUCUGAGAACUUCUACCUCAACAUGUCCAACUGUCUGCCUGAAAGAGGAAACUUCAGUGUAAUUACCAAGAUCACCCUGCAGAAGAGCAAGAAUCUUCUCCUUACCAGCAUCCUGAGUGUGGUCGCUUCCCUGCUGGUCAUAGUAGUCUUGGUUGUGUCCUGUGUGGUGAUUUGGAAGAAGAAGAAUAAUCAGCUCAAUCAUGACGUCUCUGUCUAUAAUCCAAAUGGUAUCAACAUCCCGCCAAGAAACAACAGAUCCCCAAAAAUACAUGAAGACGAUGAGUCCAAUGUUUACACCUCCAUUGACGACACACUCGUCUACACGCACCUGCUGACAAAAGGUGCAGAAGUUGGCAUCUAUGGAGAAACAUGCCAACCUUUUCCAGGACACACAGACUCUCAGAAGGCUCCUCCGCUUCCCGUCAGGCCUCCGAACCAAAUCCAAACCCUGGUGAACAAUACAAUUUACCAGCCUGAGGACCAAAGUGAGGAUGAACAGCCCCCGAAUCUGGGGCCUCGGCUGGAGCCAGAGGGAGGGAACUGAGCAGGAGAUUGGAUUCAGCUUUUUGAUUUUACACUUGACCCACUUGAACUUUGUGAUAUUCAUUCCCUGGCAUCUGUGUGAUUGCUUGCUUUUCAGCCUCACAAGACAUCAUUUUUUCUGUUGAGUGCAGCUUUUGCACUAAAGUGGGGCACAAAAAACAGCCGUAUCCAAACCUGUCUGCAGCUGUUAAAGCGUUUUAUCUUAGAUUAAAUUUUGAAAGCAUCACUUCAUCAUUCCCUCUAUCUUUAGCCGCUAUAAAGAGAUCUUCUGUUUUCUUUCAGGCAAUGAAAAUGUUCCAUUUGGGAUAUUUUGUAAAUGCAUUAGUUAGUACGGAAGCUACUGUGUGCCAUUUUACUUGGUAGGUUUUUCAACUUUGUGCCUUCAGUUAUGAAAAUACAUGUGCUGCUAUCACUGUUGCAGUGUGCUGCAUUUUUAUAGCGUCAUCAGAGCACAAUGGCCUCGACUGCAACAGCAGUAUUUUAUAACAGCAUAUCUUUCUAUUGUUUAUUACUGCUUUUUUAUGAGCUAUUUUCUAGCUGUAGUAUCAUUAAACCAUAAAUGUGUCUUACAGAGAGGUCAGGAUUCUUUUCAGAAAUGGUUAUGGAUCUUAAAGCUGUUUCCAGACAUGUGUUACAGGGACAUUUGGAAUCAGGCAGUGCAGAUCUGUAAUCAGAGACCAUAUUUCACCAUUUGUUGCUGCAUCUCAUUGUAAUGAGAUGCAGCAACAAUGUACACAUUUACUUGCAGUAUGUCAGCAUUUAUUUAUUAGAGAGCU